Molecule: messenger RNA, 1289 nt
Organism: Zea mays
Lineage: Eukaryota; Viridiplantae; Streptophyta; Magnoliopsida; Poales; Poaceae
Product: sex determination protein tasselseed-2-like
Exons: 2
Coding region: 67-1062 (331 amino acids)
Molecular function (GO): oxidoreductase activity, acting on the CH-OH group of donors, NAD or NADP as acceptor
Source: RefSeq, a predicted model, not a curated record
CAGUUCACAGCAGAGGAUCACACGCACUCGCCUCCUGUGUCUGCGUGGGUUGUGGUCGAGACAUACAUGCACGCUAGCCUCGCCUCCUACGCCGCGGCAGCUAUGCCGGCGCUGGACCUCCGCCCCGAGAUAGCGCACGCGCACCAGCCCGUCAUGUCGCCCUCGCGCCACGGCUGGGACGGCAAUGGCGCCGCAGCAGUGUCCAGCCCUAUGCCCAAGAGGCUGGACGGCAAGGUGGCCAUUGUGACGGGCGGCGCGCGCGGGAUCGGCGAGGCCAUCGUGAGGCUGUUCGUCAAGCACGGGGCGCGGGUGGUGAUCGCGGACAUCGACGAGGCCGCGGGGGACGCGCUGGCGUCGGCGCUGGGCGCGCGGGCCAGCUUCGUGCGCUGCGACGUGUCCGUGGAGGAGGACGUCCGGCGCGCCGUGGACUUUGCCCUGUCGCGCCACGGCGGACGGCUCGACGCCUACUGCAGCAACGCCGGGGUGCUGGGCCGGCAGACGCGCGCCGCCAGGAGCGUCCUCUCCCUGGACGCCGGCGAGUUCGACCGCGUGCUCCGCGUCAACGCGCUGGGCGCCGCGCUCGGGAUGAAGCACGCGGCGCUGGCCAUGGCGCCGCGCCGCGCCGGGAGCAUCGUCUCCGUCGCCAGCGUCGCCGGCGUGCUCGGCGGCCUCGGCCCGCACGCCUACACCGCCUCCAAGCACGCCGUCGUCGGCCUCACCAAGAACGCGGCCUGCGAGCUCGGCGCGCACGGCGUCCGGGUCAACUGCGUGUCGCCCUUCGGCGUCGCCACGCCCAUGCUCAUCAACGCCUGGCGCCAGGGCCACCACGGCGCCGGCGCCGGCCUCGACGACCUCGACGUCACCGUGCCCAGCGACGAGGAGGUGGGGAAGAUGGAGGAGGUGGUCAGGGAGCUGGCCACGCUCAAGGGCCCCACUCUCAGACCCAUGGACAUCGCCGAGGCCGUGCUCUUCCUGGCCAGCGACGAGUCCAGAUAUAUCUCCGGCCACAACCUCGUCGUCGACGGCGGCGUCACCACUUCCAGGAACCUGAUCGGCUUAUGAAUGUGAUCCGUUCCAUGGCUACGCUAAAUAGAGAAGGAACAAUUAAAUUGGUAACUUAGUUGUACUAGCUUGGAGUGAUCGAUUUCAUUUGGUUGAUUCAUGAACGGAAGUGUUUGGCUUGAUCAUCUGAUGAGCAUUGCUGUUGCGUUUCAGCAAUUGCAUUUCAUGGGCACUGAAUUGUCUGGUUUCUCCUGGUGGUCCUGCCACGUGAACGAGGAACCGUUUGU